Molecule: messenger RNA, 1367 nt
Organism: Orbicella faveolata
Lineage: Eukaryota; Metazoa; Cnidaria; Anthozoa; Scleractinia; Merulinidae
Product: alsin-like
Biological process (GO): regulation of GTPase activity; endosomal transport
Cellular component (GO): cytoplasm; cytoplasmic vesicle
Molecular function (GO): small GTPase binding; guanyl-nucleotide exchange factor activity
Source: RefSeq, a predicted model, not a curated record
UAUCUUUGCUGAUAGGUUUUCUGAAUGCUUUAGCAAUGGUGUGGCAUUUGGUGUGUUUACAGCAUUUUCAAAUGUAUCAAGUGAUAUAACAUCUCAGAGCAGAGCUGUCUUGAGUGAUAUCUUAGAUGAUACAACACAGGAUUUUGUGAGUUAUGACAAUGCAUUUCAGUAUAUGAUGCAAUUUCCACUGUUGAAGAUGCAGCAUUACCAACUAAUUGUGACAAAAUUGCACAGCACAUUAGAAAUUUCUGAGGCAAACAUAGAGGAAUGUGCAAGACUACAUGAAGAGGCUGAACGAUGGGAACAAUUUAUCACUGAGGAUGAAAAUAGGCAAGCAGAAGCUGAGCGUACUCAUAAGUUUUGGUGUGAUUGCCCUACCAAAGUCUCUGAGAUUUUCAAGCAUCCUCACAGACGGCUGUUGAGAAGCAGCAAUGUACACAGUCUUUUUCCAGCAAAAGGGACAAGGUUUUCAACACCACUUUAUGUUUUAUUUGAUGACUUCUUUGUCUACUAUCAGUCCUCCAAGAACUUUCAAGCCUUUCUGCUGACCACUGUGUGGGCUGAAGGCAUUGAUAACACAGAAGGAGUCAAGAAUGGCAUUAAAAUAACAACACCAGAAGAGAUUUUGCUCGUUUGUGCUCCAUCAACAGUUGAUAAAGCUGAUUGGUUGAUAACUAUCAAUCAAGCAAUUGCCAAUGUGAUUUCCAAGACAACAACAUACAGACUUGGAUUAGAGUCUCUCAAUAAAGCAACAGGAAGUCUAGCACCAGCUGCGGCUCGAGAAGCUUCUUACACAUAUGAGCAUGACUCUGUUUACCAAGGAGCUACUUUUCAUGGAAUGUGGCUACAGGGAAAGCCUCAUGGACAUGGUGAAAUGCAUUGGAAGGAUGGUCGACACUACACAGGAGAAUUUAAACAUGGUGUACAGCAUGGGUGAGUGGAUUUUAUUAACAGAAUAUUUAAGAAUAAUUUAAUACCAGCUGGUUGUUCCUUCGUCUCUUGGAGCUAGUUAGUGAACAUUAAGGAGUUGAAGACAUGGUGGACUGAACUUGGAGAACCUUGUGUUGUAGUGAACACAUGGUAAAUACCUGCAGUUCUUCAUUGCAACAUAGAGGACAAUGUGGCUUUCCAUUUUUUUGAGCAAAAGUGGUCACUUGUGGGAAAUCUCAGUUCAAAAUUGUCAGGUCACGUAUCAAUCAAUCAAUCCUGACCACCUAUCCAAGUGUCAAGUCAUCUAGCUGGCCACAGGUGAUUUACUAAUUGAGAACACUUGGCCUUUCUUGUAUUUGCUAAUUAAGAAAGAGUAUCAAAAACCUUAAAUUUAAAUCUUUUUAGAUCCGAUACGCUGCGUUUUUUAAGCAUGGUAC